AUGCAGUCUGCGUUGCUCCGACAAAAGCUUUCCCUUAGGUGGGCUGGGCCCUGGACCCCUCCGGGUGCUACAGAGCUCCGCGCUGCCACUUUGUCCCUUUGCCCGCCCCCUCCUCAAGUUCUGCGUGGGACCCUUGGCUGCAGCGCACACCCUCCGCGACCGCCCGCGCUAGGAGCAGGCCCGGCUUCGAGCCCCGGCGCCCCGACACCCGGCGCUCGCCCGCCCAGGCCCCGCCCCGCCCGGCCGGCUCCGCCCCCCAUCUCCUCCCCGCCCCCCAGCGCGGACGAGUGGCUGCGGCGGCCAGAGGACCCGGCUCCCUCAGACAAGAGGGCGGGUGGAGGAGGAAGCGGCCGAGCCCCGAGCCACUUUCCGGCGCCGCCGAGCACCGCCUGCCUCAGCCGACCAGCCGCGGCGGCUCCUGGGCCUCGCGGAGCCGAGAGGAGCGACAGGCGGAGGCGGCUGCGUGGAGGCGGCGCGGGCGCGGGCGGAGGCGGCGCGGGCGGACGCGGCUGCCGCUUUGUUGUGCGGCCCGGGCCGAGGAAGGAGAAGUGGGAGGAGGGGGGAGCUCGGCGUCCUGCUCCCUCCGCGACUCAUGGCGACGACGCUCGGCACAUCCGGGACCCUCCGGCCGCGGCGGCCGCGGCGCCGGCUGCUCGGGCCCCAGCCCCGGCCGCUGUGCCCCGGGAGCCGGAGGAACGGGCCCGUCAAGCUGCGCCUGACAGUACUCUGUGCAAAAAACUUGGUGAAAAAGGAUUUUUUCCGUAUAUCGGAAAGUCUGAUUCAGUUACGAUCAGUGUAUGGAAUCACAAGAAGAUCCAUAAAAAACAAGGUGCUGGAUUUCUUGGUUGUGUUCGUCUUCUUUCCAAUGCCAUCAACCGCCUCAAAGACACUGGCUAUCAGAGGUUGGAUUUAUGCAAACUUGGGCCAAAUGACAAUGAUACAGUUCGAGGACAGAUAGUAGUAAGUCUUCAGUCCAGAGACCGAAUAGGCACAGGAGGACAAGUUGUGGACUGUAGUCGUUUGUUUGAUAAUGAUUUACCAGAUGGUUGGGAAGAAAGGCGAACAGCCUCUGGAAGAAUCCAAUAUCUAAACCACAUAACAAGAACUACUCAAUGGGAACGCCCAACACGACCGGCAUCUGAGUAUUCUAGUCCUGGCAGACCUCUUAGCUGCUUUGUUGAUGAGAACACUCCAAUUAGUGGAACAAAUGGUGCAACAUGUGGACAGUCUUCAGAUCCCAGACUGGCAGAGAGGAGAGUCAGGUCACAACGACAUAGAAAUUACAUGAGCAGGACACAUUUACAUACUCCUCCAGACCUACCAGAAGGCUAUGAACAGAGGACAACACAACAAGGUCAGGUAUAUUUCUUACAUACUCAGACUGGUGUGAGCACAUGGCAUGAUCCAAGAGUGCCUAGGGAUCUUAGCAACAUCAAUUGUGAAGAGCUUGGUCCAUUGCCUCCUGGAUGGGAGAUCCGUAAUACAGCAACAGGCAGAGUUUAUUUUGUUGACCAUAACAACAGGACAACACAGUUUACAGAUCCUCGGCUCUCUGCUAACUUGCAUUUAGUUUUAAAUAGGCAGAACCAGCUGAAAGACCAACAGCAGCAGCAGGUAGUGUCCCUGUGCCCUGAUGACACAGAGUGUCUGACAGCCCCACGGUACAAGCGAGACUUGGUUCAGAAACUGAAAAUUUUGCGUCAAGAACUUUCCCAACAGCAGCCUCAGGCUGGCCAUUGCCGCAUUGAGGUAUCAAGGGAAGAGAUUUUUGAGGAAUCUUAUCGACAGGUCAUGAAAAUGAGACCAAAAGAUCUCUGGAAGCGAUUAAUGAUAAAAUUUCGUGGAGAAGAAGGCCUUGACUAUGGUGGGGUUGCCAGGGAGUGGUUAUAUCUCUUGUCACAUGAAAUGUUGAAUCCAUACUAUGGCCUCUUCCAAUAUUCAAGAGAUGAUAUCUAUACAUUGCAGAUCAAUCCUGAUUCUGCAGUUAAUCCGGAGCAUUUAUCAUAUUUCCACUUUGUUGGACGAAUAAUGGGAAUGGCUGUGUUUCAUGGACAUUAUAUUGAUGGUGGUUUCACAUUGCCUUUUUAUAAACAGUUACUUGGGAAGUCCAUUACUUUGGAUGACAUGGAGUUAGUUGAUCCAGAUCUUCACAACAGUUUAGUGUGGAUACUUGAGAAUGAUAUUACAGGUGUUUUGGACCAUACCUUCUGUGUUGAACAUAAUGCAUAUGGUGAAAUUAUUCAGCAUGAACUUAAACCAAAUGGCAAGAGUAUCCCUGUUACUGAAGAAAAUAAAAAGGAAUAUGUCAGGCUCUAUGUGAACUGGAGAUUUUUACGAGGCAUUGAGGCCCAAUUCUUGGCUCUGCAGAAAGGAUUUAAUGAAGUAAUUCCACAACAUCUGCUGAAGACAUUUGAUGAGAAGGAGUUAGAGCUCAUCAUUUGUGGACUUGGAAAGAUAGAUGUUAAUGACUGGAAAGUAAACACCCGGUUAAAACACUGUACACCAGACAGCAAUGUUGUCAAGUGGUUCUGGAAAGCUGUGGAGUUUUUUGAUGAAGAACGACGAGCACGGUUGCUUCAGUUUGUGACAGGAUCAUCUAGGGUGCCUCUGCAGGGCUUCAAAGCUUUACAAGGUGCUGCAGGCCCACGACUCUUCACCAUCCACCAGAUUGACGCCUGCACUAACAACCUGCCCAAAGCCCACACUUGCUUCAAUCGAAUAGACAUUCCACCCUAUGAAAGUUAUGAAAAGUUAUAUGAAAAGCUGCUAACAGCCAUCGAAGAAACAUGUGGAUUUGCUGUGGAGUGAGGAACAGAAGAUUUACUUACCCAGGACUCUAUUCAUGCCCCUGGGCGGACGGACAGCCUCCUUUCAGCAGAGUCUCAAGGAAGCUGAAAUAUGGGAAAAUGCCCUCCCCAGCUCCUCCCUCCCCGCCCUCUGCCCUUUAAAAAAAUUUUUAGGACACUGUGAGGGGAAAGGACAACUUUGAAAUUCCUUUUCAAGGAAAAAAAGAGGUCUUUAUGCUUUGCCAUGAGGCCACAUUCAGCUGCUAUUUAAAAUUAAUAUCUUGAACCUAAAGAAUGCUGACUUUUCCUACAUUUCCAGAAUUAGGCAGUAUUCUACAUUUAAAGACUACUACUAUUUUUAUAAAAGGUAAUCUAUUCAAAUUGCUUCACAGAUUUCAAGUCUCAAACAUCAAGACAACUUCAGCAGUCGGUACAAGUCACAUUUCAUUUUGAUUGAAUACGUGAUUUUAAACAGCUCCUGUACUUGCUCUUUGUAAAAAAAUAAAAUAAAAUUAUUUUGAAUUAUUAUACCUUUGUAAACAAUUGGCUAAAGUAAUCAUUAUCUUUAAAAAAUCAAGCCAUUUACAUGUUUAAUUACAUUUUUCUAUAGCAAAGCAUUAUAUUUUAAAAGCAUUAUAUGUUUCAACCUAGCGUUAAGUGAAGCUUUUUUAUAUUUUUCAAGCAUGAGUUUCCUGGAAUACAGCUAUAUAAUUUUGAUUGUCAAGUUCCUAAUCCAACCACUUAGUCUCAGCUUAGCUUAUUUGCUACAAUAAGAUGCAUUCAGGGGCUCCCUGUUUUUAAGAGACUUUAAAAAAAAUCCUAACUUUUUAUCUUCAAUCAAUAUGAUCAGGUAUUUUGGAUUUACUUUUCAUCUUAAGUGGAAAUACUGCAUUUUUGUAGCUCCGCAGAUCAUGUGGAUGGGAUUGGAUUUUCAUUCUUUUGCUGGGUCAGUUUAUAUUUAAUGUAUAUUUACUAUUCCUGUAAACCAAAGUCUCCUAUGACACCUGCACCUAAUUUAUAUUUUAAUUACAGUGUUUCUGCCAAGUAAACUGUCCUGAAUCUAUCUUUAGCUACUCAUGAUAUUUAUUUAUCAGCUAAAAUUAUGAAAAAGGAGAACUUUUGCUCUAAAGAUUAUUUACAAGUUUAGGAAACCCUGCUUUUAUGUAACAAAAUGAAGGUGGGGGUGGCAGGGCAGGGGAUGUGAUUACUAAAGAAACAGUGAUUCUAACUAUGGUAAAAGUUACUUUAAAAGGAGUUAAUUUUGCAAGUAAGGGAAUCCCAGUCCUUUUUGGUGUUGAAGAUCAGCCUCUGAUUUUGAAAUACACAGAUUUAGCCUAACUUCAAGGUGUACAGCAUGUUGCGUGGUCCAGAAGGCAACCAAAAUUCUGGAGUGAGGGAUUGGAAAAAAUCUGAAGUCAUUGAUGGAUUUUUAAAUUCAACCAUCAGAAAUCUGCACUAUACUUUUUUUUUUAACAUUUCUGUGAAAUCAAGGAUAGCAAAUUCUGAUGAGAUAGCUUUGCUGAAAUUUUGCAGCUUAAUUAUCAAGUAAAUAGGCUCUUUGUGUUCUUUCAUUUGAUGGAUUGUUUUUUUCAGUCUGUGUUCUUGGAGCUAAGGGGCUCCUCAGAGGUGCCUCAGAAGUAAUGGUUUAAGAAAGGAGGGACAAAGAGGGAGAGAAAGGGCCUGGUUGGGAUUUGGAGUAGGAGCCUCUAACUCCCCACCCCUACCCCUUUACCCAGAGCAGUUCUAGUUUUUCUUUUAUAUAUUGCAAUUUCAAGUAAGCUUUCAUGGCGGGUAGGGGAAUAGGGGGAUAAAAGAAGUGGAAAUUUUGCUGAUGGAAAAAAAUUGAAAACUACUUGUGUAGUUUCCAAAUAUUUCAUUUAUUUCAUUCAGCCAAAUUUGACUGCCAAAUGCAAGCUAGUCAUAGUUGUAACUGUGUGGUGGUAGGGUGCUUAUGCUUACCUUUCCUCUUCCCAGACACUCUUGUUUUCCUACCACAUUCUUAGUAGUACCUAAGAACAUCUUGAAAUGUACAUACAGAAAGUUUCUAUACUAUUUGAUUAUCAGUAGUUUUCAGCUUUCACAAUAGUAAUAGUACCUUUCUGGUUGCAGGUCCAUCUCUUCUAUAUUGAAGCACUAGUGCAGUAUGAUUGUGCCUACUCUUACAAUCUUUCUGUAAAAAGUACACAAUGAACACUUCAGAGAAAUGGUAACUGAUGGAUGCAGUAAUAAUGAAGUGCUACUAUUGUACAAUAUAUAAAGCAGGCAACACCAUCGCUUUUUGAGUGCCUUUUAAACUUUCUAAUAAUGACCUAAUAGAGCUUUAAAGGAAAUAAAUUACUCUUCCUAAGAGUCUAUCAUAUCACCAACAAUUUAUGAAAACAUGAUAAUUUAGAUUUCAUUUUUAAGAUUGUUAACCUGAUUACUUCCCAAACAGGUGCUAAAAAGCAAACAAAAUCCCCCAAUGUGUCAUUGAACCUUGAACUUGCACCUCAUGUUUAAUGUGAAUAUUUAUUUCCACAUGUCCCUCUUAACUGGGCUUUUUCUCAUCCUUCCUAGUUGUUAUUUCAGAUACGUGAUGUCACGUUUCCGUACAUUGCCUUUCCAUCAUGAAUGCUCUAUGAACAGUGGCUAUUUUGUAGAGCUCAUAUGCAGUACAGAGGUGAGUUUUAUUUCAGAGGGUCUUAUUUCUUGAUAUAAAGUUUUUAAAAAGUGCUGUGUCUAGUGUACAUUUUGUUUUGCACAUAGUUUGUUGCCCUGAAUGGGUUUCAUUUUUACCAAGUCGUUUUUUUUCCCCUUUGUAUUGUAUUUACAGUCUAGAGCACAAGUUUCCUUUCUCUUAAAUACAAUGUAAUCUUUGCUUCAUUGUACAACACUAAGUGUGUCUGAACUUCCAGUGCGUUGAACUGAUUGCACUAAUGGAAGUUAGAUUGUUCCAGUCAUCUUUACAGUUUGAUAGAGCAUCUCCUGCUUCUGUUUUUAAGCUGCAGCACAGAGUUAACAGAUGCCAUUUGUGGUAUGUAACGUUUGUAUGUUAGCAGGACGAUUGUACCAAAUGCCGAGUUGUUUUGUUUCUAGAGGUAAUUAGUUCACGUAAUGUAAUACUCUUCCUUCUCUCUGAGUUUAAAAACAAAGUUUUAUCAUUUUCCUUGUAUUUGUAUUUAUUACAGAGUGUUUUAGCUUUGAUAUUCUUUGUAUUUUCAUUCAGUUGUUACAUGAGCUUUAUCAAUAACAUCUGUAUAAACGGUUUUAAAAAUUAACUAUGUAUGUGCCCAUGCCGAAGUUGAGCAAUAAAAUGAAUGCUGUUUGCACUGUCACAGCAUCAAAAUUUUUAAA
This is a messenger RNA of Manis javanica (Malayan pangolin), 6119 nucleotides long. The record is from RefSeq and is a predicted model, not a curated record. NCBI's taxonomy places the organism in Eukaryota, Metazoa, Chordata, Mammalia, Pholidota, Manidae.